This is a messenger RNA of Auxenochlorella protothecoides, 228 nucleotides long. RefSeq lists its product as hypothetical. The coding region runs from base 1 to 228 and encodes 75 amino acids. The record is from RefSeq and is a predicted model, not a curated record. The transcript has a single exon. Lineage: Eukaryota; Viridiplantae; Chlorophyta; Trebouxiophyceae; Chlorellales; Chlorellaceae.
AUGCAGCUCCCACCCUGCUUGUGCUGGAUGCAGAGGCGGGCGGCCAGGCACAUGGCUUCCCCGCGGCCAACAGCCGCGCUGCUCCCACCCAGGCUGUGCAGGGUGUGCUCCGGCUCGGGCCCUGGCUCGGAAUGUGGCCACCACAUGCAGCAUCCUGGGGCACCUGGACCGCCUGACCAUGCUAUGCACCCGGAUGAGGCACGGUGCCUAGCUUGCAGCUGCUGGUAG